Messenger RNA from Echinops telfairi (small Madagascar hedgehog), 4393 nucleotides. RefSeq names its product synaptopodin 2 like (gene SYNPO2L). NCBI's taxonomy places the organism in Eukaryota, Metazoa, Chordata, Mammalia, Afrosoricida, Tenrecidae. Bases 111 to 3062 code for a protein of 983 amino acids. The transcript has 4 exons. The record is from RefSeq and is a predicted model, not a curated record. Gene Ontology annotation, cellular component: actin cytoskeleton; nucleus; Z disc. Gene Ontology annotation, biological process: positive regulation of actin filament bundle assembly. Gene Ontology annotation, molecular function: actin binding.
GACAGCAAGAACAGGACAGCCAGACAGGCAGGCCGUACGGGGGACUAGCACCUCAACUUCUCUUCCUAGGAAUCUGUCCGUAUCCCAGGGGCCAUAAGCCAAGCUGAGCGAUGGGUACUGAGGAGGAGGUGCUGGUCACACUGUUGGGGGGAGCCCCCUGGGGCUUCCGACUUCAUGGGGGGGCCGAGCAGAGGAAACCUUUACAGGUGUCCAAGAUCCGGAGGCGGAGCCAGGCUGGCCGGGCAGGACUCCGAGAGAAGGACCAGCUUGUGGCUAUCAAUGGGGUCUCCUGCAUCGGCCUCUCUCAUGCAAGUGCCAUGAGCCUCGUUGAUGCCUCAGAGAAUCAGCUGGUCCUCACUGUCAGGCGGGUAGGGGAAGAAGGCCCUGUACGAUCGCCAUCCCCUCGUGAGCUUCAGGUACUGUCACCCUUGUCUCCAAUGAGUCCCGAGCCCCCUGGUGCUCCAGUUCCCCAGUCUCUACAGCCUGGGAGCCUUCGCUCACCUCCUGACAGUGAGGCUUACUACGGAGAGACCGACAGUGAUGUGGAUGGCUCUGCCACCCACGAGAAACCCCGCCGCCCCCGCCGCCGAGGUCCUGCGAGGCCCACCCCUCCAGGAGCUCCACCUGAUGAGGUCUACCUAUCUGAUAGUCCCGCAGAACCACCCCCUGCUGCCCCUGGCCCUCCUAGCCAGGGGGACAGCCGUGUAAGCUCGCCAUCUUGGGAGGAUGGGGCAGUCCUUCAGCCACCUUCAGCAGAGGCCCUGCUGUUGCCCCACGGACCCCUCCGGCCUGGGCCUGACCUCAUUCCUAUGGUGGGACCUGUACCCCACCCAGUGGCAGAAGAUCUCACUACCACCUACGUCCAGAAAGCCAAGCAAGCCAAACUGCAACACGCUGAGAGCCUCCAAGAGAAGAGUGUGAAAGAGGCCAAGACCAAAUGCCGGACGAUAGCCUCCCUGCUAACGGCCGCCCCCAACCCCCACUCCAAGGGGGUGCUUAUGUUUAAGAAACGGCGGCAGAGAGCCAAGAAAUACACGCUAGUGAGCUUUGGGGCUGCGACUGGGACCGGCACUGAGGAGGAGGACGGUGUCCCUCCGACAAGCGAGUCGGAGCUGGACGAAGAGGCCUUCUCGGACGCGCGCAGUCUCACCAAUCAGACGGACUGGGACAGCGCCUAUCUGGACAUGGAGCUGGCCAGGCCGGGCUCAGCGGCGGCAGAGGGCCAGGGCCCCGGGCGGGGAGGGCAGCUGAGCGAGGCCUCUGGGCCAGGGGCCCGGCUCUUUGAACAGCAGCGGCAGCGGACAGCCUCCAGCACCCAGGAGCUGGCCCAGGACGGGCCACCGGCCAUGCCUAACGGGCAAGGCCUCCAGUCACCCCUCCGUCCCCAGAGUGCGCCCCCGGAGGUGGCGGUGCUCCCACUCAGCCCCGUGCCGGCGCUCGCAGCCAGCCCCAGACUCUUUCUUCCCGGUGGGGGGGGCCCCUCGCCAGCUCCAGGGCUCUUUAACCGAUCGGCCAGGCCAUUUACUCCAGGCUUACAAGGCAGGAGGUCAGGUACCACCUCGGUUCUUUUCCGGCCCCUAGCCCCCAAGAGGGCGAGUGAAAGUGUAGGAGGCCUCACUCCCGUCCCACCCCCCUUCUUGUGCUCUCCACAGGGGCCCGCCCCCACCCCUCUGCCCAGUUUCACUCCAGGGGUUCCCGGUCAUGGACCAGCUCCUGGCUCCCCCGCCACACCGCGCUCGUCGGGCCCCGUGACGGCCACCAGCUCCCUGUACAUCCCGGCCCCCAGUCGCCCAGUUACUCCAGGCGCAGCCCCAGAGCCUCCCACUCCCCCUAGCGCUGCGGCCAUGACUUCUACCGCUUCCAUCUUCCUGUCGGCGCCUCUGAGGCCAACAGGGCGCCCAGAAGCAGCGGGCCCGAGCCCAGCUGCACCCGAGCCCCCCAGCGCGCGGGAGCAGCGCAUCUCGGUGCCAGCUGCCCGCACCGGCAUCCUGCAGGAGGCCCGGCGCCGGGGCACUCGGAAGCAGAUGUUCCGGCCAGGAAACGAGGAGACCAAGAACUCGCCCAACCCCGAGCUGCUGUCUCUGGUGCAAAACCUGGAUGAGAAACCCCGGGCCCCGGGGGCCGAAUCUGGUCCCGAGGAGGACGUUCUCAGCCUCGGGGCGGAAGCUUGCAACUUCAUGCAGCCACCAGGGGGCAGGAGCUACAAGGCCCCGCCUCCCGCGACACCCAAAGCCCCGCCUCCAAUGGCUCCUAAGACCCCACCCCCUAUGGCACCUAAGACUCCACCCCCGGUAGCUCCUAAGCCCUUCUCUCGAGGGUCCCUUGAUGGGCUGGUGAAUGGGGGAGUCUCUUCAUCUGGACUCCCUGAGCCACCAAGGCUGCAGGGUAGGGGUGGGGAGCUCUUUGCGAAACGGCAGAGCCGCGCAGACAGGUAUGUGGUGGAGGCUACACCUGGCCCUGGCCUUGGCUCUGGCCCGCGACCCAGAAGCCCCUCUCCAACUCCUUCAUUGCCCCCAUCCUGGAAAUACUCACCCAAUAUCCGCGCUCCACCUCCCAUUGCCUACAACCCACUUCUCUCACCCUUUUUCCCUCAGGCUGCCAGGACUCUCCCUGGCAAGUCUCAAUCCCAGGGGCCCCGGGCAACCCCCAAACAGGGAAUCAAGGUUCUUGAUUUCAUGAGGCACCAGCCCUAUCAACUUCAAACCGCCAUGUUCUGUUUUGACGAGGCUCCCCGCACUCCGGGUUCCACGGCUUCCGGGCCUCCCAAAACCGCCCGAGUCCAGGAGGUCCGCAGAUUUUCCACUCCGGCGCCGCAGCCCACUGCAGAGCCCCUGGCUCCCACAGUGCUGGCUUCUCGAGCAGCCACCAGCCUGGAUGAGCCCAUCUGGAGAACAGAGCUGGCCUCAGCCCCUGUCCCCAGCCCAGCCCCUACUCCAGAGUCGCCCAGGGGCCUCGGAACCUCCCCCAGUUCCUGCGGCUUCCAGGUAGCCAGGCCAAGGUUCUCAGCUACGAGAACUGGAUUGCAGGCUCACGUUUGGAGGCCUGGGGCAGGACACCAGUAAGCACAGCCCAGCUCCCAGGACCAAGGAGAGGUGGCAAGUCUUGUUCCUAAAGUUGCUCCCCCACCCCCCACCCCCACCUCUCCGAGGCACCUGGAGGCUUAAGCUCCCUGCGACCAGUAGUAGUUCUGGAGUUGAUAGCUCCUCCCCCUGGAGUUGAUAGCUCUUCGCCCAGCUUCCUACUCACUCUGUCUGGGUAUUUCCUUGCCUGGAUCGCUCUCUGUCUUGGUGCUCUUUCCUCCAAUAUGGGAUAGGUUUCUCUACCUUUUCGCUGUGGGCCUUGUACGACGUUCAGAGAGAAGUACGUAGAGAAGUUACCACUGGGACCUCCGGCAAAAUACUCGCCGCCAGAAAGACAGCAACGCAACAGCACGGAUGCCCGUUUGCACUCAACCCUGCCCCUAGUCCUCACUCUUUCCCAGGCACAUAGCUAGGCAUGUGUGGGUGUGCAUUUUGGUGCGUGCACUUUUAAGAUGGGAGUAAGAGGAAAGGUGUACAGGCCCAUCUGGGUUUUCCCCUUGAUGAACGAAGUGUCAGGGACUGGUCAGUGAGGAGAAAGAGUCACUGGAGGACAACUCUGUAGAGACCAGCAUCUGUAGCAGUUGCACAGCAUCUUGUGAAACGUAUGGGAUAUAAGGAUAUUGAAGGACCAGGAUAUCUUGCAUGGGCUGCUAUAGUAGCUAGUCUAACAAUUGAACUAAGAUUUCAGAAAAGUAUUGACUUGAGCCGCCCACACGGAGCAACGAGGACGUGGUAAAAUACAAGAUGUCUUCUGAGAACCAACAGUCAUUGGCGUCGUGGUCUCAGGACCCUAGGAGUCAGGAUGUGGAAAUAGGCAGAGACCAGAAGUGGAACAGACAUGGAUGAAGCAGAGUGUGGUGAGGGAGUGUGCAGAGUUCAGUUGGGUAACAAGAACCCAACAGCGUCCAUGGAGAAGAUUGGGGAAAGUUGGAGGGAGAAGAAUGUAUUUGUUAGCACAAUGAGGGGGGAUAACGGUAAGGGGAAUGUGAGGGUGCGUGCGCUAAAUGUUGAAGGAGUAGUUGGGAGUCUGUGUUGCCUCUGAGUCUGUCCCACAGUCUGCCAUGAUGACCUAGGCAGAGUUAAGUCCAGAGCCAAACCUCUUUUUAUUCCUACCCCAGCCCUUAACGCCCUGGCUUGUUUCUUUCCAGCUUCAGGCUCUGAUUUCUGACCCUGAAAGGGUACGAGCUCCCCUCAGCUAGACUCUCCCUAGCCAUGUUGGCUGCUUGACCUGGACACUUCCUUCCUUUUGCAUAUUAGGCGUGAGUCACGCACGGCACUUUGUUUUGUGCACAAGAAUAAAUGUAUGCCCCAGA